Messenger RNA from Aspergillus oryzae RIB40, 675 nucleotides. RefSeq lists its product as uncharacterized. NCBI's taxonomy places the organism in Eukaryota, Fungi, Ascomycota, Eurotiomycetes, Eurotiales, Aspergillaceae. The transcript is spliced from 4 exons. The coding region runs from base 1 to 675 and encodes 224 amino acids. The record is from RefSeq and is a predicted model, not a curated record.
AUGGCUAUACGGAACCAAUACUGGGGAAACGUCGUCGCCGUCGUCCCCACGGUCGGGGCAGCGCUUGCGACACUCAUUUAUGUCCUGCGCCUGAUUGCUUGCCGGAUGUCUACGGUCGGGUGGCGGUUAGAAGAUUUGUUAAUGGGUAUUGGCCUGAUUCUCUCGUACGGAGUCACGGCUUUUGUUAUCUAUACCGCCUUCAAUGGUGUGGGAGUUCCAGGAAAUGAACUUCCGCAGGACGAACGUAUUCGCCUGCAAUUUGGCUCUUGGAUGAUCCAGAAGUUCUGGGCACCAUCCAUGGCAUUUGUGAAAAUAUCCAUUCUAGUCUUCCUCAAGCGACUGCUAGGCACCGCGAAGGUGGUUCGUGUGGGAGUAACAUGUCUAAUUGUCUUCACCAUAAUGUGGGCCUUUACCGAACUCAUGGGCAAUAUUUUUCAAUGUCACCCAGUCCAGUAUUAUUAUGACACCACACUAAACGGUCACUGUAUGCCCGGUCAGACCAAACUGUUCCAAACAUCAGCAUGCUUGUCCUUGGUAGAAGACGUGAUCAUUUUGCUUUUGCCGAUGCCGGUGGUCUGGCGACUGCGAAUCACCGUCCAACAGAAGAUCGGGCUGACAAUAGUCUUCUCGUUGGGUGCAUUGUUCUAUACUCCAUCUCCCAGUCGCCUCGACUGA